Molecule: messenger RNA, 1527 nt
Organism: Closterium sp. Yama58-4
Lineage: Eukaryota; Viridiplantae; Streptophyta; Zygnematophyceae; Desmidiales; Closteriaceae
Source: the annotation of a GenBank genome assembly
AUGACUGAUUCGCCGGGGUUUCUUCGGCUGCCCGGGUCCCUGUGGGCGGCGAAUGGCGGGCAGGAUAGCGCGGGGGAGGGGGUGAUUGUGGGAGUGAUUGACACGGGCGUGUGGCCGGAACACCCGUCAUUUGCUAACACACCGGCCAACCCGUACGGCCCUGUUCCCCGCAGGUGGCGCGGAAAGUGCCAGGCGACGCGGGACUUCCCCCGGUCGCUGUGCUCGCGCAAGCUCAUCGGCGCGCGCUUCUUCGCGGCGGGCGUGCGCAAGUCGUCCGCGGGGGUGAACAAGGAGAAGGACUUUCUCUCCCCGCGCGAUGGGGACGGUCACGGCACGUGGUGUGCCAGCGCAGCAGCAGGCAACGCCAACGUGCCUCUCACCCUCUCCCCCACCAGAACCCUCGGCACCAUCUCCGGUGUGGCUCCCAGGGCGCGCCUGGCCACCUACAAGGCGCGCUGGGUGACGCCCAUUCCUUCUCCACUCCCUCUGCUCCCGCCCACGCCCACAACCCACAGCGCAGCAGCAGGCAACGCCAACGUGCCUCUCACCCUCUCCCCCUCCAGAACGCUAGGGCCUAUAUCAGGCGUCGCUCCCAGGGCACGCCUAGCCACCUACAAGGCGCUCUGGGUCACCCCGGGGGGAGGCGGGCGCGUCGCAGCAGCAGGCAACGCCAACGUGCCUCUGACUCUCUCCCCCACCAGAACCCUCGGCACCAUCUCUGGUGUUGCACCCCGCGCGCGCCUCGCCACCUACAAGGCCCUCUGGGUGACCCCGGGGGGAGAAGCGGGCGCGUUUCAGUCAGACAUCCGCGCAGCCGUUGAUGCGGCCGUAUCCGACGGUGUGGAUGUGCUCUCGUGCUCGUUCGGUGGGGCCAUCUCGCGGUAUUUCAAUGACCUGCCGUACCUGCAAGCGUUCAAGGCGGGCGUGUUUAUAGCCUUUGCAGCGGGCAACAGCGGAGCACCCUCUAAAGGUCAAAUGCUCGGCACUCUCAGCAACACAGCGCCCUUUUACCUCACCGUUGGAGCCAGCACCAUCGGCCGUGAGUAUCAGGCCAACCUCACCCUGGGCAACGGAGUACAGCUCACGGGGCUGGGCUUUGACAGCAGUGGAAACGCGAUAAACCUCCCCCUUGUGCUCUCCUUCAUGUCCCUCUGUCCCUUCCCCCCGCUCACGGGGCUCGGCUUUGGCAGCACGGGCAACGCGAGGGACCUGCCCCUCGUGCUCUCCUCCGCUGCUGUGCACCCACUGGGAACGCUGAGCCUGGCACGAGAGUGCUUCUCAUCAAGUCUAGACAAGGCCAAACUCUCCGGGCGAAUGCUGGUGUGCAACCUGAAAACCAGAGACGUGAGGGAAGCAAUGAAAGACACCGCCACGGCUGCUCUCGGCGCCGCUGCCGUGCUGCUGCUCUCCGACUCGCCUUCCUCCCCGGCGCCGUCCCGCGUACCCUACACAGACGUCCCCGCUAUCCACUUGAAUGCGGAGGAUUCCGAGACGGUUCGGCAGUACCUGAGCAAGGCCACAAAGUAA